Messenger RNA from Drosophila navojoa, 656 nucleotides. Its product is annotated as dynein light chain Tctex-type protein 2B. Gene Ontology annotation, biological process: microtubule-based movement. Lineage: Eukaryota; Metazoa; Arthropoda; Insecta; Diptera; Drosophilidae. Gene Ontology annotation, molecular function: dynein intermediate chain binding. The record is from RefSeq and is a predicted model, not a curated record. Gene Ontology annotation, cellular component: cytoplasm; cytoplasmic dynein complex.
AUGUCUGACGAAAAGAUCAGCAUUAAUACCAAAAAUGUCGAAAGCUCGGUACCGCAAAAAGAAAGCAACAUAGCUUCGCAGCAUAAAACACAGACGCAAUCUGCGUCGGCGCAACUCUCAGCCGAUGCAGAAAUGGAGGAGGAAGCUGCGGGCCAACCUGCGGCCUACAGCAUGCGACCAGCAUUUGGUGAAUCCUUCCCGUUACCAAUAGUUAAAAACAUUAUAAACAGCACAAUGGCUGCGAAACUGAAAGACAAAAUAUAUGAUAAGGACAUUGCCAAGAUUUGGACCCGUGAAAUCGCGGAUGAGGUGAAUCAGCAAAUUGUGGCGAGUCCGAAAGUCAAGCGCUACAAGCAUGUAGUGCAGGUGAUGCUGGGCCAAGAGCUGGGCGCCGGUUCGACCUAUUUAUCGCGUUGUUGCUGGGAUUGCGAUUGCGACACUUCGGUCACGGAGGUAUUCACCAACACUAGCCUAUUCUGCGUGUGCACAGUGUUUGGCACAUAUCAGUACUGAAAACGGAGGAACCUGAAUGUAACUGGAAUACUUUAUAUUUAUAUGCCAAAGGUAUCAUGAAUGGCAUACUUUUUAAUUUUGUUAUUUGUGGAACACAUGUCUUGGAUAAGUCUUUAAUUUUAAUUAUUCAUAUAAAUAUAUGU